Phalaenopsis equestris is the source of this 1513-nucleotide messenger RNA. Its product is annotated as probable lysophospholipase BODYGUARD 3. NCBI's taxonomy places the organism in Eukaryota, Viridiplantae, Streptophyta, Magnoliopsida, Asparagales, Orchidaceae. The record is from RefSeq and is a predicted model, not a curated record.
AAGAAACGAGGGAAUCGUGAGCCACGGAACAGCGCAAAGAACCUACGCAUAUUUCUAAUUCCCAUCCACUUCCCCUUCUUUUACCGCACUCAAACCCGAGCCGGUAUAAUAAGAGAAAGAAGGGAGGAGACUGAAGCCAAUGGGGAGAAUGGGCCUCCUCGCAGUUGCCGCCAGGGCGCUCAACACUGCGGUGAGCAUAAUUGUGUUCAGCAUCCUCGACCUCCUCGACGUCCUCCUCUGCCUCGUCUACAAGCUCGUGGACUUCAUGGUUGAAAGGGAGUGGAAGCCGUGCUACUGCUCCUUCUCCUCUUCCGGCGACAUAGUGGCUAAAGGCGGCGGUGGCGGUCGCGGCGGCAGAAGCAAUGUCCCGCUCGACACCAUCUCCGACACCCUCCAUUUCCGUCCUUAUUUCGUAUCCGACUUAGCAUCCAUCAUUUUCAAAAAAUACGCCAUACACAACAUCCCGCCCCAAGCCAUUCUAGAAAUCCCCAGCCACAAGGCGAAACCUCGUCCAUCCCCGCGCUGGUCGGACUGCGACUGCCACACCUGCAACGCGUGGAGCACGAGCGGGGAUCCCCUGUCUCGAACUCUCUACGUGCGGGCCGAAGGGAAUCUAGUGCCGCCCGAGGAAGACGUGAUUUUUAUUCACGGAUUCAUCUCUUCUUCAAGGUUUUGGACGGAGACGGUUUUCGGGGAGUUUUCGGAGGCGGCGAGGUCGAGGUAUCGGCUUCUGGCUGUUGAUUUGCUGGGUUUCGGCCGGAGUCCUAAGCCCGAUGAGUCGCUUUACACGAUGAGAGAGCACGUGGAGAUGAUCGAACGGUCGGUUCUGCGUCAAUACGGCGUGCGGCGCUUCCACAUCGUCGCGCACUCGCUCGGGUCCGUCCUCGCGCUCGCGCUCGCCGCGCGACACCCGAACUCCGUCCUCUCGCUCACACUUCUUGCUCCGCCAUAUUUUCCUGGAUGUGAAGGGAAUGGAGAGCAAGCGGUGAUGAGGAAGGUGGCGCCGAGAAGGGUAUGGCCGCCGAUGGCGUUCGCGGCUUCGAUGGCGUGCUGGUACGAGCAUGUGAGUCGGACAAUUUGUCUUGUAAUUUGCAGGCAGCAUCGCCUUUGGAACUACAUUUUCAGGCUCCUUACCUUCAACAGGAUUAGAACGUUUUUGAUCGAAGGAUUCAUGUGCCACACCCACAACGCAGCGUGGCACACCCUCCACAACGUGAUUUGCGGCAACAUGGAGAAGAUGAACAGAGAUCUCGAUAUCUUAAGGGACCAACUUAAAUGCCACGUCAGCAUCUUCCACGGAGAAAACGAUGAACUCGUCCCCGUGGACUGCAGCUACGCUGUCCGAUCAAGAGUUCCGCGGGCACAUCUUAAGGUCCUCAAAGGAAAGGAUCACAUAACAAUGGUCGUCGGUCGGCAGAAGUCAUUUGCGGCAGAGCUGGAGCAGAUAUGGAAGAAUGCGAAAGGAGGGAAAUGAUGUUCUGUAGAAAUUAAUAGCGAAGAAAAAUAGUUUGGG